UGAGCAUGGGUGGGGCGUUCGUUGAGGCGUCGCCCAUGGCCGCCUAGGCGUCCUCGCCUUGCUCACCCCCCACAGUCUAUGGCGGACGACUCGCCCAUCCACCGAUUCAUUCAUUAUUAGGGAGUCCACACUUCGCUAGUACUGCCACACGGUUCCAUUCGAUUCCACAGACAGGGCCACAGAGGGUGAGAGGUAGCACGAGCGAAACCCUAGCCGCCACGACUGCUUCCGGGGCUACCCGCCGCGACAUCCCCAGCCGCCGAAGCUCCUUCUCGAUCCCGGUAGCUAAAAGGGAAGAUGUCAGGCAGAUUCCGUGCUACACCUGCCAAGAGGAAGAAGCUGCAGAUGAUACAGACUACAUUGGAUAUGUUCAGGAAGACACCUGAGGAGGUUGUUAGGGAAAGGCAUGCCCCUGGUUUUGUUGAGUCUGAUGUUGAGCUGUCAGAGAAGAAAAAGAAACUGCAUGCAAAGCUUACCAAGCUUUGGUCCAACUUCUUGCAGGAGAAUGGCCUGCCGCUCAGUAUCAUCAACAAUAGGAGCUUUGAGCUUAUGGUCGAGGCCGUUGCACAGUAUGGGCCUGGGUAUGUAUGUCCCAGUAAAGAGGAGUUGAUGGGUCCUCUAUUUGAGAAGCUGAUGGAUUGGGUGGCUGAACUGAGGAAGAAGCAUGAGAGGGCCUGGGAGCAGCACGGUUGUACGCUUAUGGUGGAUUCCUUCACCAAUAAUUUGAGGAAUCUUCACUUGCUCAGUUUCAUGGUUGGUAGUGUGGAGGGAAUUUUCUUCUUGGGUUCAGCUGAUGCCUCAUAUUUAUCAGAUUAUGAAGAUUUGGCAGAUCUGAUAGAGGACAAGAUUGAGGUCAUAGGUAGGGACAGAGUUGUUCAGGUUGUCAGUGAUAACAGUCACAAACUUAAGGCUGCGUGCAGGCUUCUAAUGGAGAGGAAUCCUACUCUGUUUUGGACCCCCUGUGCUUUCCAGUGCCUGGACCUUAUGCUGAAGGACAUUGGGAGGUUGGAAGAAUUUAACAAACAUAUUCAGCAGGCCAAGCAUGUCACCACAUUUGUCUAUAGGCAUCAAAGAUUUCUUUGUGCAAUGUGCAACAAGAUAGGUCGGAAGGAACUUGUGGUGCCCGCAACCACUCGAUACUCCACAUUGUUCCUAACUUUGAAGAGGAUGUACAAGCAUAAAGAUGUAAUGAAGUGUCUAUUCACUAAUGAAGACUGGAGUAGGUCCAAAUUGUCAAGUACAGAAACAGGGGCCAACGUGCGUGAAAUUGUGUUGUCACCCACAUUCUGGAAUGGAGUAGAAGAUUGCAUAAAAGCAUCAGAACCACUUCUUGCUGUUUUGAGGAUGGUCUACAGUGGUGAAAAGCCAGCAAUGCCAGAGGUUUUUGCAUGCCUCGAUCUUGCUAAGAAGAAAAUCAGUGAUUCUUUUUCAUGCAAUCCUGUAAUACUGAAGAAAGUAAUUGACAUUAUUGAGUUGCAUUGGGCAGAACAAAUGGAGCAAAAGCUAUAUGAAGCUGCAUUGUUUCUGAACCCAAACAAAUAUUUUGACAUCAAAGAAAAUGAUUAUUGAUGAUGAUGAUUUAAUCUCAAAGGUAAGUGACCUAGCUGAUCAAUAUGAGAGCGCAGAAAGUUACUUUGGAAAGAAAUUACCAAUGCUACAACGGAAGAAAAAGAGUCCAAGUGAUUGGUGGACUGCCUAUGGUGGGUCUGCUGGAGAGCUCCAAAAUUUGCAUGGCGUAUCACUGGUCUUUACUGUUCAGCAUCUGGCUAUGAUCACAACUGGACUACGUUCGAGUCUAUCCAUACCACAUAUAUGAACCAGUCAGAGCGGAAGAGAUUGGAGGAUCAUGCUUAUAUUCGAUUCAACCGGAUGAUGGAAAAUAGGUCUGAAAGGCAGCGUUCAGAAGGAAGUAACUUUGACCCUUUGAUCCUAGAAAACUGUGAGUUGGAGUAUGAUUGGGUUGGCAUGUAUGCUGAACAUUUUAACAGGGAUGAUCUUGCAUGGCAACUUCUUGUCGACGUCACCAAUGGAUCAUAUAUACUUGGAGACCACUAUACUCUUAGGAAAUCCUUCCAUGAGAUGAUGAAUUCUGAACAGGGAAGUCCCACGUCAAGGUUGACUGACGAGACAGAGUCAGACACUGAACGAGAAAAUGAUUCCCUAUUGGUUGAUGAUGAAGACAUCGACAACGACUAUGGGCAGCAGGAUCUGCUGAUUCCUAGUGAUGAUGAGAGUGGUGAACAAAGUGGUGAUGUGGUCCGGAUGGUUGAUCCUUUUGACAUGGAUGAGUUUUUGAAAGACCUUUGAGCCAGAUGAUUAUGGUUGGUACUGACAGGGUGUGAUGUUUGUAGGGUAUUUAAUUAUCUUUGAGAGCUCAGUUGUCACGGUAGUAUGAUUCUUUUGGAGGAUGUGGUGAACAGUUUUCUGUGGCCCCUGGUAACCUUGGUUGAUUGCAAUGUUAUUUUGGUACUACUAAGUUAAUUUCCUUUGCUGCUCUGCUGAGCAAGAAGAUAUAUAUGGUGCAUGUGCCUAA
Molecule: messenger RNA, 2533 nt
Organism: Panicum virgatum (switchgrass)
Lineage: Eukaryota; Viridiplantae; Streptophyta; Magnoliopsida; Poales; Poaceae
Exons: 5
Coding region: 298-1569 (423 amino acids)
Source: RefSeq, a predicted model, not a curated record